CUCCCCCCGCCCGCCCGCCGCCUUCCUCCCUCUGCCUUCCUUCCCCACGGCCGGCUGCCUCCUCGCCCGACUGCCCGCAGCCCCGGAGCUGAGGCCGCCGCGGCGGUGGCGGCCGAGCCCUCAGUCAUGGCCUCGGGCGACACUCUCUACAUCGCCACGGACGGCUCGGAGAUGCCGGCCGAGAUCGUGGAGUUGCACGAGAUCGAGGUGGAGACCAUCCCGGUGGAGACCAUCGAGACCACGGUGGUGGGCGAGGAGGAGGAGGAGGACGACGACGACGAGGACGGCGGCGGCGGCGACCACGGCGGCGGGGGCGGCCACGGGCACGCGGGCGGCCACCACCACCACCACCACCACCACCACCACCCGCCCAUGAUAGCGCUGCAGCCGCUCGUCACCGACGACCCGACCCAGGUGCACCACCACCAGGAGGUGAUCCUGGUGCAGACGCGCGAGGAGGUGGUGGGCGGCGACGACUCGGACGGGCUGCGCGCCGAGGACGGCUUCGAGGACCAGAUCCUCAUCCCGGUGCCCGCGCCGGCCGGCGGCGACGACGACUACAUUGAGCAGACGCUGGUCACCGUGGCGGCGGCGGGCAAGAGCGGCGGCGGCGGCUCGUCGUCGUCGGGCGGCGGCCGCGUCAAGAAGGGCGGCGGCAAGAAGAGCGGCAAGAAGGGCUACCUCGGCGGCGGGGCCGGGGCGGCGGGCGGCGCGGACGCGGGCAACAAGAAGUGGGAGCAGAAGCAGGUGCAGAUCAAGACCCUGGAGGGCGAGUUCUCGGUCACCAUGUGGUCCUCAGGUGAGCGCCGGCGCGCGCCGGCCCCCGGGAUGUUUUUGUUUUGAAGGGAAGCCAUGUUUUAUGUGUGUGAUGGGCGCCGCCAUCUUCUUCGCGGGGCAAGUAUGGCGGCCCCAAAAGAUGGCGGGCCGCGGCGGGGGCGGCGGGCGGCGGCGCGGCGAAGAUGGCGGCGGAGGCGCGGCGCCGCCCGCUAGGCCGCAAUGGCGUAGUUUCCUCGGUCGGGGCGGGGCGGGGCGGGGCGUGCUCGGCCAACAGCCGGCCCGGGGCCCGUUGUCCGCGGCCCCCGAGCGGCCGGCCGCGAGGCUGUCUCCCCGCGAGGCCCGGGGGCGCGGGAGGGCGUUGGCGGGGCUGCGCGGCCUGGAUCUCGCGCCCGGGUCGGGCCGCUGCCUUUCCUCGGCCUUCCUCUGGGGGGCGUCGCUGCCCCGGCUCCGCCCCCGCCCCUUCCCCGAGCUUCAACUGCUCCCGGGAGGCGCCUUCCGAGGGGGGCGGGGGCGCCCGCCCGCCCCUCCUCUCGCCCGCCCCGCGCGCAGGCCGG
This is a messenger RNA of Physeter macrocephalus (sperm whale), 1331 nucleotides long. RefSeq names its product transcriptional repressor protein YY1-like. Gene Ontology annotation, molecular function: DNA-binding transcription factor activity, RNA polymerase II-specific; RNA polymerase II cis-regulatory region sequence-specific DNA binding. The coding region runs from base 127 to 843 and encodes 238 amino acids. Gene Ontology annotation, biological process: regulation of transcription by RNA polymerase II. The record is from RefSeq and is a predicted model, not a curated record. NCBI's taxonomy places the organism in Eukaryota, Metazoa, Chordata, Mammalia, Artiodactyla, Physeteridae. The transcript has a single exon. Gene Ontology annotation, cellular component: transcription regulator complex; PcG protein complex; chromatin.